CAGAAAACUGCAGAAUCAUAAUAAACAAAGUUUUUGCUUGAAAUUGUUUGUUUUUUUGUUAAAUAAAGUUAUUAAUUUUAUUCAAAAUUUCCAAGUAUGAAGAUUAAUGUGACUACUAUUGGGGACUUGACGUUUUCGUUAGAAGUGUCUGAAGAUUUAGAGCUGGAAAAUUUUAAAGCAUUUUGUGAAAUAGAGAGCGGCGUUACAACCAGUGAAAUGAUUAUUUUGUUCAACAAUGUCCCUUUAAACGAUGACAAGAAGAAUUUAAGGGAUUAUGGCAUUAAAGAUGGUGAUUUGGUAUCAUUGCAACAAGUUUCAUCGCGUUUUCCAGCUUCAAUAGUUCCGACCGCUCUUGAAGGGCUAGAUUUUAGUGCAAUUCAAGUGCCUCAAACUUCUAGCCCAUCAACACCUAACCGAAAUAAUCGCUUUCCCGGAUUCAAUGAUGAUCCAGCGAUGAUUAGGGAUAUGGUUCUUGCUAAUCCAGAUCAGUUAGCCUUACUCCAGCAAAAUAAUCCAGCAUUAGCCGAAGCAGUGCUUUCGGGUUCUUUAGAUCAAUUUGCCAGUGUUCUAAGAAGACAGUAUGUUGAGAAGCAACAGAAAGAUCAACAAAAAAUGAAGCUUCUUUCAUCAAAUCCAUUUGAUUCAGAAGCACAACGUCUCAUAGAAGAAGAAAUCAGACAAAAGAAUGUCGAGCACAACAUGGAAACAGCUAUUGAGUAUAAUCCAGAGAUAUUUGGAACUGUUAUUAUGUUGUAUAUAAACUGCAAAGUUAAUGGACAUCAUGUAAAGGCAUUCAUUGAUAGUGGCGCUCAAGCUACAAUUAUGAGCUCUGCAGCAGCAGAAAGAUGUAAUAUCAUGCGUUUAGUAGAUACUCGUUGGGCAGGAAUCGCAAAAGGUGUUGGUAUUCAAAGAAUCAUAGGAAGAAUACAUAUGGUUCAAAUACAAAUCGAAAAUGAUUUUUUAACGUCUAGUUUUUCUGUACUGAACGAUCAGCCUAUGGAUAUGCUUUUGGGAUUAGAUAUGCUUAAAAGACAUCAAUGCUCAAUUGAUCUUAAAAAUAAUUUCCUGUUGAUUGGAACUACAGGCACAAAAACUCCAUUUUUGACUGAAGCUGAAUUGCCAGAUUGUGCUAGGCUCACAGGAAGUCCAGAAGAAGAAAAGAAAGCCAUUGAAGAAUCUAAAAAACUAGCUGAAGAGUUAGAAAUAAAAGAAGCACUUGAAAGAAGUUCAUCCGGAGCUGGACCAUCUUCAUCACACAAAAGUAGUGUACCAAUAUCAGAUUAUAAAGAUCGUAUCCUGCCGACAGAUAACUUUAACGAAAACGAUAUUGCAGAUUUAAUGAAAAAUGGAUUUGAUCGAUCACGUUGUAUUGAAGAAUUGAGAAAUUUUAAAGGAAAUAAGACUCAAGCAUUAGCUUCGUUAUUUGCAAAAAGUUUAAAGUUUUAACAGGUUUUAAUUGAAAUUACUAACUCAUUUUAUUAAAGUCCUGAUUUUUCAUUUUAUUUCUUUU
Molecule: messenger RNA, 1510 nt
Organism: Chironomus riparius
Lineage: Eukaryota; Metazoa; Arthropoda; Insecta; Diptera; Chironomidae
Source: the annotation of a GenBank genome assembly